AUGGAUCCCUGUAGUAUGGUGUAUAGCUGCGAGCCCGCUCGGUCCAUGAUUAUAGAUAUCGUUAUAAGUGUCUCGUUUCAAUGGUUUUGCACGUCGUUAAGCAUUCAACUCAUCAUCUCUAAGAACACCACAUCCAUUUGCUUUCGAGGCAUGGCUACGAACGUCACUCAAAGUACUCUGCAGCUGAUUUUCCUCAACUCAUGUGUUGCUCUCUGCAUAACACCCACACUAACGGCUGGAUUUGGUGUCCAGAUUCAGAACGAAGUGUCGGGGCCGAUAAAUUUACGUUGUCAUGAUAAGACGGGCGCAGUCAAGGAGAAAGUUCUUCCUGAAAUGAAAUGUGAAACUUGGGAAUUCACUGAACCCGAAAUUUGGACUUGUGAUUUUCUGUGGAGGUUUUCGAUGAGGCAGCUGAGGCAGUGUUUUCAGGUUUUUAAGCACGAUAAUUUCACUCCUUAUCUGUUCUGCAAUAUGUGCAUAUGGCGAGUAAGGAUGCAGGGCUUUGAAAUUAAACUAUCAGAUGGCACCUUCUUGCAUGUCUUUGACUGGCAGGCGGUUGUCGACUCCAGGCAGCUCUAAUGUUCUUGCUCUGAGGGAUUUCAGCCUCUCUAUGAGUCCCUGUUCCUACUUUGAGAUUCUUUUGGUAGAAACUUCAACUCAGCCAGGACGGAGCAGCGCUUGGAGAUCACAGAGUCAUCAUUGAUGCAGACUUUCAAUGCAUUCUAUUCCUUCAAUCUGCC
Molecule: messenger RNA, 740 nt
Organism: Marchantia polymorpha subsp. ruderalis
Lineage: Eukaryota; Viridiplantae; Streptophyta; Marchantiopsida; Marchantiales; Marchantiaceae
Source: the annotation of a GenBank genome assembly